AAGACCUCCCUGAUAUCCGUGCUAUAAUAAGGUCAGUCGACGGACUGCUGGAGAGAGACAUCGGCCGUGAUCAGGCGCUGAAAAUAGCCAAACCAGCGACAGUUAACCCGCGUCAUCGUGCAGAUCAAGUGCAACCCGCCGCACAACUUCCAGGUUGCAACGAUGACUGCACCUGCUUCCGGACGCCAAGCCUGGCGCCAGCUAAUACGCAGCACUUCUUCGAACCUGCUACAGCGACAACCACUGCAGCCCCGAUUCGCACUCGGCCGCCCGAUCUCUUCUACGACACGAUCUUUGCCCCGUCGCAUCGUCACACGGUCUCCGUCCGCCUUCCUCCGCCAGCAGCCCGUCGCGCAACGCUCGUACAGCUCUCAGGGCCAGCCCCCUCCACCGAGGGGUAGCAAUAACCAGGUCAAAUUCUGGCCCUUUUUGAUUGUCAUCGCGCUGGGCUCUGGAGGUUACAUAUUGCUGGUUAACCAACGGAAAGGUAAGUUACCGUAGCCUAGAGGGUUCGGGGCAGGAAGAAGGCGGAGUCGCAGAAAAGGAAGAGUCUGCCGGCCCCACGCCGUUACACCACCGGCUACACAAGGCAGCGCAACAUAUACCAGCCUUUCCAGCCUGCUCUCCUUUUCUCUGUCCUCUAGUCUAUCACACACCCGACGA
Molecule: messenger RNA, 663 nt
Organism: Parathielavia appendiculata
Lineage: Eukaryota; Fungi; Ascomycota; Sordariomycetes; Sordariales; Chaetomiaceae
Exons: 1
Coding region: 163-501 (112 amino acids)
Source: RefSeq, a predicted model, not a curated record